Molecule: messenger RNA, 4653 nt
Organism: Syngnathoides biaculeatus (alligator pipefish)
Lineage: Eukaryota; Metazoa; Chordata; Actinopteri; Syngnathiformes; Syngnathidae
Gene: ttbk1a
Product: tau tubulin kinase 1a
Exons: 16
Coding region: 347-3967 (1206 amino acids)
Biological process (GO): signal transduction; peptidyl-tyrosine phosphorylation; peptidyl-serine phosphorylation
Cellular component (GO): nucleus; cytoplasm
Molecular function (GO): ATP binding; protein serine/threonine kinase activity
Source: RefSeq, a predicted model, not a curated record
CGCGGCGCUCGCCGGUCGGCUUGACGCUGGUGCUGCCGCGCUGCAGUGCGGACAAAACGCAUCUGCGGUUCUGCGGUUCUGGACCUCUGCGAGGAGAACCGCGGCCCUCUUGCAGAUUCCGCUUCCGGUCCACGCGGACUCGGACCAGGACCGGGAGCGGGUUUGCGUCAUUUUUACUGGCUCGGAGUCGGAGGCCGCGCGUGCACCUUCACGCGGAGGCUCGGGGUUCGGCUCGCGAGGACGGGCCCGCUUUCCCGAUGAAGAGUCCCAAAAGACGGAAGCGGAGGAGCGCCAGAUCAAUGGCUCGUUCAAGCUGGGAGCUGCUCGCGUUCUUCACGGAUUACAGAUGCAGUGCUUAGGCCCCGCCCACCAGGACAACGCCAACAUGAACGGCGCCGCCGAGCAGGCCGACAUCCUGCCGCCGAACCAGAUGGUCAAGGACAGGUGGAAAGUGCUGAAGAAGAUCGGCGGCGGCGGUUUCGGCGAGAUCUACGAGGCUUUGGACCUGCUGACCCGGGAGAACGUGGCCCUCAAGGUGGAGUCGGCCCAGCAGCCCAAACAGGUUCUGAAGAUGGAGGUGGCCGUGCUCAAGAAGCUGCAGGGUAAAAACCACGUGUGUAAGUUCAUCGGCUGCGGCAGAAACGACAAAUUCAACUACGUGGUGAUGCAGCUUCAGGGUCGCAAUCUGGCCGACCUUCGGCGCAGUCAGCCUCGCGGGACCUUCACCAUGAGCACCACGCUGAGGCUGGGCAAGCAGAUCCUGGAGUCCAUCGAGGCCAUCCACUCCGUCGGCUUCCUGCACCGAGACAUCAAACCCUCGAACUUCGCCAUGGGCCGCCUGCCGUCCACGUACAGGAAGUGCUACAUGCUGGACUUCGGUCUGGCCCGCCAGUACACCAACACCAGCGGGGAGGUCCGGCCGCCGAGGACGGUGGCGGGUUUCCGAGGGACGGUCCGCUACGCUUCGGUCAACGCUCACAAAAACAAGGAGAUGGGUCGCCACGACGACCUGUGGUCACUCUUCUACAUGUUGGUGGAGUUUGCCGUCGGACAGUUGCCGUGGAGAAAGAUCAAAGACAAGGAGCAAGUGGGUCAGAUCAAAGAACGCUACGACCACCGCAUGUUACUCAAACACAUGCCGUCCGACUUCAACGUCUUCCUCGACCACGUCCUCGCCCUCGACUACUACACCAAGCCCGACUACCAGCUGCUGAUGUCGGUGUUCGAGACCAGCAUGAAGGAGCGAAUCAUCACCGAGAACGAGCCUUUCGAUUGGGAGAAGGCGGGCAGCGACGUGACCGUGUCCACCAGCGCCUCCACCCAACCGCAGCUCAACACACGGCCCACCGCCGCCAUGGUCGGGGCCAUCGUGACGCCGGUGCCCGGAGAUCCUCAGCGCGAGAACACGGACGACGUCCUCCAGGACGAGCACCUGAGCGACCAGGAGAACGCCCCUCCGCCGCCCGGAUGCGCGCGCGGCGAGUCGCUAGUGCAACGCGGCGGCGAGCCCGGCGAGGCCUGGGAGGACACCGACUUCAACCGCAACAGACUCAGGAUCAGCUUGAACAAGGAGGAGGAAGCGGGCCACGCCGCCUGUCCGGCGUCUCCGGUUCGCGGCGGAGCUCCCGACUCGCCCUCGGGGCAAGGGCGGCCCUCGCGAUACCGGCGGGUCAAUAGUCCCGAGUCAGAACGUCUGUCAGCCGCGGAGGGACGCACGGACGCCUACGGUCAGAGGUCCCGGAUGGACAUGCUGGGCUCUCCUUCCCGCCACGUGUACUCGUCGCAGCCGGCGCAGAUGCUGUCGGUGGACCCCGGUUGCCGCGGCGACCGACAGGCCAGCGGCCGGCAGGAGGUUUCGGCGGCGUCGGCGGACCAGGAGGCGCACAGCAAUGCGUUCAUACGCUCGGUCCCGCUGGCUGAGGAAGAAGACUUCGACAGCAAGGAGUGGGUGAUCAUCGACAAAGAGGCGGAGCUUCGAGACUUCCACCCGACCACGUCGGGCACCACCGACGACGAGCCCGAGGAGCUGCGCCCCCUUGAGGAGCCGCAGGAGGAGCGCAGGAAGGGCCGCACGGCAUCAGGUGUGGAUCCGGCCGUCCGUCCCAAGACGCACGGUCGCGGGAUGGUAACGCUAACCGAGGAGGAGGCGUCACGGAGGAGCCUCGGCGGCGCUAGCCCCGCCCACUCGCCGUGUCACUCCCUGCCGUCGGGACGACCUCGCCGCCGAGAGUCGGAACCCAACGGGCCGCACCGGCCGGCAGCGACACCCCCCUCGCCGGUCGGCCUCUCGCCCGACGCUUCCGCGCCGGGCGGCCCCCCGCCGCCCUCGCCCGACUACCGCACCAAGGCCGACGGCGACGAGCGCGAACGCUUCCACAUCCUGCCCAAGCUGCAGGCCAAGCGUGGCGACUUCCUGACGGUGAUGCUGACGGGAACUCUGCAGCGGCGCCGCACGUUCGCCCCCGGCGUCGACGACGCCUCGCCGGAACCGGGCUACGACGACGUGACCAAGAGCGAGUCCGACAGCGAGGCCAGUCCCAAGAGCUCAGAGCGCAGCCAGGACGCCGCCCCCUCCACGCUCAUGGCCGAGGACCAGAGAGGCGCCAGGGAGCAUCCCUCUGAGGGCGACCCUGACUUGGAGGACGCCUCCAAGACUCUGGUCCUCUUCUCCCCCGGAGACACUCGCAAGUCCCCAUCCGGCGACCACGCGCAGGAGGGCGAGUUGGCCACACCUUCCGGAGCGACCCCCUGCCAGGACCGCCUUCCUCUCGGAGACGUAAUCCGACCCUCGGACACAGGUCGCCUGUCCCCCGCUUUCAGACUGGACGUACGGCCGUCCACGCCGGUUGCCCCGGCGUCGCCCCCGUUUACCAAAGUGGAGCGCACUUUUGUACACAUCGCAGAGACAUCACACCUGAAUGUCAUGUCUUCCGACGGGCACGCCGCCCGGGAGACGGACCGGGACGUCGUCGCGGGAGGCGGACCGGGAUCCGAGCAUCUAACGGCUUUGGACAAGAAUCUUCAAACUGAAAAUGGUCCUUUGGAGCCGGUCACGGAAGCAGUUUCACCAGAACCGAAAGAUUCUCUGGAGCAGAAAUCCUACAACGAGGAAGCCUCUCAGAUCCACGAGAACUCGGAACCUUCAGUGGCAAUCAAGUCCAGAAUCAGGAGCAGAAUUCCUGUUCUGAUCUCAGAAGAAGGCUCUGAACCAUCAGCCUCGCUCUUGGCUCGAGCUCGCCUUCAACAGCACACCAGACAGCUGGACCUGGACUUGGGUCGGGCGCUGGCCCAGAGGCAACAGGGUCGCCGGGUGCGGCGGCGUGUCUGGUCCGGGACGUCGUCCUCGUUCUCCUCAGGAGACGGCGAGCAUCGCAGGACCUCAGAAACCUUGUCCACCGCCGGAUCGGAGGAGGACACGCACAUCUCGGACGAGCUGAAAAGGAACUCCGGGGUCAGGCAGGAAGACCAGACCAGAAGUCGGAUCCCCAGGCCUGUCACGCCCAUCAAAAGAGCUCCUGGGAAAAUAGCUGCCGUUCCGUCUCCGCUGGCAUCUUCGGUGCCGUCCUCCUCUUUCAGGAAGGCAAAGUCUCAACGAAGGUCCGCAGCCGUCCCGUCGCAAUCAUCCUCCUCGUGCCCCCGUCCGUCCCCCGCCCCCGUACAGUCCGGUAGUCCUCGUGCGCCCCUCAGACUCCUCCUGGGGACCCGUCGCAGCCUUAGCUCCGCCCAAUGCAGGACCGACAGCCCCUCCCCUCAAAGAGCGCCGGCGCGCUCCAGACCUUCGCUCUCCGUCCGAGCCCCGACCGUCCCCGUGCUGCCGCCCAGGAAUCCGGCGGGCAUGCGGCGCAGCGCCUCGCAGGAGGCCGCCGUCGCCCCCUCGUUGUCGGGAUCCUUCCCCGCGGCCAGGUGGUCUCGGUCCAGAGCGGCCGUGAAGGCAAACUCCAGGGAGAAGGCCGCCCCGACUAGAUAAUACAAAGAAAGUCCUGUUUGGUCCGCGUCGCUACCUGAACCGAGUCCUGCGCGGACUCCGGUUCUUGAUCUGGAGGCUGACUCGGCAUGCUUCGAUCCUCAUGAACGCUGUAAAUAAUCUUCGUAACCAUCUCAUUAUUCAUCAAUUUAUCUUCAACUACCACUCGACUGCGGCCAUUUUUUUUUGUUUUUGUUCUUGCUCUUCUGACACUUCACACAUAAACGCGAACGUGAAAAAGUCAAUUAAACAAACGCAAAGCCCAAAGUGCUCAAGCGUUAUUUGCCGAGCAUGUCAAAAACACGAGGUUCCGCUCUCGAACCACUACCGACAGCCGCUGUGAGGAAAAACAAAGAAAAAAAAAAUACGCGGCGGGAUUCGUAAGAAACCGUGCCGACGUUGAUGCAGAGAUUCUGCAAAGGAUUUGGCAAAUCUCUGCGAGAUUCCGCUAACGUGACGAUUGUGCAACUGGCGCAGAAGGAGGCACAAGUGGCGCCAUCGUCUGGAACAGCGUAAACGUGCACAUGUUCAUCGGAGCUGCCAGUCGAAGUUCUACCUGAGCUCGAUCGGGCCGCUUGGUCGCUUUUCCCACCGCAGGCUUUGCACCUUUGGGUUUGUGCCCGUAUGUCGGCGCUAACCCUAAUUCGAGUGAGAUCGGACGAGGUCCGAGACCAGCGCACAGUACCGGA